Messenger RNA from Microsporum canis CBS 113480, 1299 nucleotides. RefSeq lists its product as hypothetical. The coding region runs from base 1 to 1299 and encodes 432 amino acids. Lineage: Eukaryota; Fungi; Ascomycota; Eurotiomycetes; Onygenales; Arthrodermataceae. The record is from RefSeq and is a predicted model, not a curated record. The transcript has a single exon.
AUGGGUGACGCGACACCAAUUCUUUCGCUCCCCAACACCGAAGCCGCAGAAUGGAACAGAGCUCUGAUGCUAGAAUUCCAGGCUGUUUUAGAGGCAGAUCCUGCAGCAGACCUGAUGUCCAUAUUCCCAGACUCCUAUCGCCGUCAGCAUCAGUAUGCUGAAGAAAAACAGCUCUCCUACCCAGCAGCUAUAAAUCGCCAAACACUAAACGAUCUCGACGACGAGUUGAGACGCAAUCCAGAGAUCAAUCUGUUAUCCGUAUUUCCAUCGAAUUAUAACCGAAGAAUUACAAUGGCAACUGGGCCUAAGGUCGAAAAGACAGAUACCCCAAAGGUACAGGCUGCACCAGAGUAUCUCGAUCGUCUUGAUCUCGCUGAGACUGCAACGGUCGUCUUUCCAUUAUCUGAGAAGGUCACACCUUUGCUUGCCAAAUACUCAGACGAACUCUCGGAUAACAAGCCAAAGGACGAAGGGCACCAUCUCGCUGAAUCCUUGAAGUGUCUUCUUCUAGGCUCAGAAAAAAUCUGGGAAGGCCCUGCCAGAGGUGUCGUGGUGAAGUGUAGUGAGGAUAUUGUUGCCAAAUUAAUUAUGGGCAAUGACGAGUAUACUGAGUAUACAAUAUUACAAUAUCUUGAGCGGUGGAUGCCUGAUAUCCCAGCCCCAAGACCUCAUGGGCUCAUCGCAUUCGCUCCGUUUCGGGUCGUCUUUAUGUCUUACGUUCCCGACAUGACCCUGACCAAGGCAUGGCCAAACCUUACACAUGAGGACAAACUGUCCAUACAGCGUCAGCUAGAUGCCAUCUUCCGCCGGCUAAGGACCAUCAGACAGGAUGACGGCCACCCGCUUGGGGGAAUCAGCGGAGAGGGGGCGAAAGACAUGAAUGUGAAUGAAUGUUCUACGUUCAAAGAUAUCACCACAGCCGCUGCAUUCAGCGACUUGCAGUUUUCUGUCCGUCAUUACGGCAGCAAUUCCUAUAUUAAAUUACUUCGUUCUCUUCUGCGCCAUGACAACUCCUCAAUGUACGGGUCGGUGUUUUCCCAUGGCGAUCUGAGAACUGACAAUAUCAUGGUAAAACGGGAUCCUAACAACAACGAUCAUUAUGUGGUCAGUGGCAUUAUUGACUGGGAAGAGGGCGGUUUCUACCCUGAAUACUACGAAUGCACUGCCCUAUCUCGCUGCUUGAGCGUGAUUGAUGAGAAUGACUGGUAUAAUUAUUUACCUGAGUGUAUCUCACCCUCGCGUUUCCCUGUGCGUUGGCUUGUUGAUCGACUUUGGGGGAUACAUCUCAAAACUACAUAG